AUGGCAUUAAUUCCAGGAGCUAUUUGUGGACCUAAAGCCCUAAUGAAAGAAUUAAUGGGCCUUUCCCUGGGGCCCGUGAUGAUCCUUGGCCCCACAAUGAAUCCUAGGGAAGCCUUUGAAUUAUCAGCAAGACUUCCUCACUUAGGCCUGAGAGUGAAGAAACAGUGCAACCGAGCCAUGAAGUUAGCCCUGAGAAUUAAGAAGUUGGACCCUUCUCUCACCGUCAUAUAUCCAGGUCUUGAAGAUCACCCCCAGCACAAACUCUUGGACUCCAUGCGCAACAAAGGUUAUGGGUAUGGUGGGAUUCUUUGCAUCGACAUGAAAACUGCUGAAAAGGCCAAUGUUUUGUUGGACAAAUUGCAAAACCGUUACCACUUUGGGUUCGUUGCAGUUAGCUUGGGCUAUUAUGAGAACCUCAUGUCUGCCUCUGGUAGCAGCACCAGUAGUGAAAUGGAUCCUGAAACAAUGAAACGUCUUGGAAUUACACCAGGGCUGAUAAGGUUUUCUAUUGGAUACCUUGGCACUUUGGACCAGAAGUGGAAACAAUUCAAAGACGCAUACAAGGAAAGCAAGAUACGAGGAAUGUCUGUAGAUACCAAGUACGUGGAGCUAUGUCGGGGUAUAAAUGGCCUUGACAAGAUCAUCUUGCGUGAGGUUCGUGGCUGCUCUGCUGAGGUAUACUUGUAUGGAGCUCAUGUCACAUCCUGGAAGAAUGAACAUGGGGAAGAAUUGCUUUUUGUUAGUAGCAAGGCUAUUUUUAAGCCUCCAAAGGCUAUUCGUGGAGGUAUUCCUAUCUGCUUUCCUCAAUUCAGCAAUCUUGGUUCUCUCGAAUCACAUGGAUUUGCAAGGACCAGCUCCAGCAAGGCCUUCAUCGACUUAAUACUUAAGCACUCUGAAGAAGAUGUGAAGAUCUGGCCUCACAGAUAUGAAUUUCGCCUACGUAUAACUCUGGGGCCCGGAGGAGAUUUGAUGUUGACCUCACGCAUUCGAAAUACAAACACUGAUGGGAAAUCAUUCACGUUUACAUUUGCAUACCACACAUAUUUUCAUGUUACGGAUAUCAGUGAAGUGCGAGUAGAAGGAGUAGAAACACUAGAUUAUUUGGACAAUCUGAAGAACAGAGAGCGAUUCACUGAACAAGGAGAUGCAAUAAUCUUUGAAUCAGAAGUGGACAAAGUAUAUCUGAGCACGCCUACCAAAAUUGCUAUCCUGGACCAUGAAAGGAAGAGAACAUUUGAAUUGCGAAAAGACGGACUUCCUGAUGCUGUGGUUUGGAAUCCCUGGGAUAAGAAAGCAAAGACAAUACCUGAUCUUGGUGAUGACGAGUACAAGCAUAUGCUGUGUGUAGAGGCUGCUUGUGUGGAAAAGCCAAUUACUUUGAAACCUGGUGAAGAGUGGAGAGGAAGGCAGGAGCUCUCUGCUGUUCCUUCCAGUUACUGCAGUGGACAACUUGAUCCACAAAGGGUGUUCAUGAGUGAGAAGUUUGGGUUUGCAUGA
Molecule: messenger RNA, 1497 nt
Organism: Dovyalis caffra
Lineage: Eukaryota; Viridiplantae; Streptophyta; Magnoliopsida; Malpighiales; Salicaceae
Source: the annotation of a GenBank genome assembly